Electrophorus electricus (electric eel) is the source of this 985-nucleotide messenger RNA. RefSeq names its product endosulfine alpha b (gene ensab). Gene Ontology annotation, cellular component: cytoplasm. Gene Ontology annotation, molecular function: protein phosphatase inhibitor activity. Lineage: Eukaryota; Metazoa; Chordata; Actinopteri; Gymnotiformes; Gymnotidae. The record is from RefSeq and is a predicted model, not a curated record.
GCGGUUGGCCGCAGUCAGCAUAUAUCGUGGGCGGGUGGAGCAGAUUGGAAACACUACAAUCUUCUCUCACAAACCCAUAUUUUCUUUCCCUAGAAGUUGACGCCAAUGUCGUCAGAUAACCAGGAUACCGACACGUUAUCGGGAGAGUGCGGUGAGACGCAGGAAUCUCCAGACGCCAACUCAAAUCCUGUGAGGACAGAAGAGGCUAAACUAAAAGCAAAGUACCCUAACUUAAGCCAAAAGCCAGGAGGAUCAGAGUUUCUGAUGAAAAGACUCCAGAAAGGACAAAAGUACUUUGAUUCAGGUGAUUACAACAUGGCCAAGGCAAAGAUGAAGAACAAGCAGUUGCCAGCAGCAGCUGGUCCAGAAAAGAACAUCGUCACCGGAGAUCACAUUCCAACUCCGCAAGAUUUGCCACAAAGAAAGUCCUCCUUAGUCACAAGCAAACUGGUUGGGUAAUCGGUACCUCGGGUCCUGGGUGACCCUGCUCCGUAUUUUCUCUCCUCAGCUUCCAAGCUCCACCAGGGUUAGUUGCACACUAUUUGCUUCAUUUUGGGGGUAGUAAGGCUCAUUUUAAACUUCUUUCAUCUCAACAGCUCUAGUCUCAUCCACCAUGCUCAGCAAAUCCACCCCCACCCACCUGACCCAACUCCACACAUUUGGCUAGGAAGCAGUCAGUUCAGGGAAGGGCCAGUUGAGGUCAGAGGCCUCUCUGGACUGUAAUGCACUUUACGAUCUAUAUACCCUCUACAUGAAUGAGAUCAAGGUCUUGUUUGAAACUGUGGAGGCUACAGAAAUGGAAAUAGAUGCCUAAUUGAUACACCAAUGUCAUCAACAGGUUCAUAGAGAUUAUUCUCUUUGGCAUUUUAACCUAGCAAAUCAAGAUUGUUUAAUAAAAGCUUAUAGAUGUUUUAGUUAACUACUUUUGGCAGUAGAUGCAUGUUUGCCACCUUGGUCAUUGUUCAUCUCAAUCUGAUUUAAUUUU